Molecule: messenger RNA, 2038 nt
Organism: Anopheles funestus (African malaria mosquito)
Lineage: Eukaryota; Metazoa; Arthropoda; Insecta; Diptera; Culicidae
Product: protein bicaudal D-like
Exons: 6
Coding region: 115-1296 (393 amino acids)
Cellular component (GO): kinetochore; Ndc80 complex
Source: RefSeq, a predicted model, not a curated record
AUCACAACUGUCAGUGGGUAACGAACUUUGUUCAAAUCAAGUGUUUUGGUAAAAAGGUUUGUUUCGCGCGUAUUGCCCACCUAGCUAUUGAAAAUCUAACAAAAUCAAUCAACAAUGAGUAAUGCUGCAUUCAUAGAUGAUUGGAACAGUAUAGUUCCGUUCAAAAUCAAAUCAAUUGAUUUGGAAAAACCUACGGAACAGUUUGUAUACAAAGCAAUACUCCAUUUUUUCAAGCUCAUGCAUUACGAUGUUUCCAGCUACGAAAACAUGUACAGUGAAUCAACCGAAACGAUCACAGCGAAACGAGUGGAACUAGUAGCGAGAAUCAACUACAUCUAUCAGCUGUGCUCAGAUUCGAAACAAACUUCCUUCUUUUACAUUGAUCUGGUCAAGCCAACGGGUAAAAAAAUAGUACAUCUAUUGAAGAUACUCCUAAACUAUCUGUUCUACAUCAACAUGGUGAAAGAAAGCGUACAGGAAAAGGCCAACAGUUGUACCGAGAAGUAUUUUGAGCUGAAAACCAAACUCAACCAGGAGCAAAUAACGAAGGAAGAAAACAAAAUUCGUGCCAACGAUAUCAACCGUCACAUAGAAGAUAUGAAAAAUCAGCUUCCCCAGUUGAAGCAUCAAAUGGAAGCACUUCACCAACGCAAAGACACACUACAGGAAAGCAUUGCUACAUUGAAAGUAAACGACCAAAAUCUGGCUGAUAAAAUUAUCCAACUCAAAGUUGAACACUCGGAACUUACCGAUCAGCUAGUAGCAGAUGAAGAGGCCGCUUCGAUGAAGAGCACAAAAAACUCCUUAGAACGAGAAAUCGAAAUUCUUAUCGAUGCGGAAAAACAACUUCAAAAAACCUAUGAAAUUCAUGUUGCAUCUAUCAAUGAGAUGAGACCGUGUAUUGCAAUUCUGGAAAAAUUGCUGCAAUAUGAUUUCAACGAUUGCUGCAAAAACUUGCAAAUCGAAUUAACCGAACUGAAUAAUUUGUACGAUAAGUUACAAAAACAAUACAGUUCUUUAAUGAGCUUUUCAGACGGUUUGCAAAAAAAUUGCAACGAUGUAGAAGCACUUAUUGCAGAGAAAAAUCAAGAGCUUAAUGUUCGGAAAAAAGUGUCAGAAAAGAGUGAGAGGAAAAGUGAUAACAAACUUGUCGAGCAGGAGGCCUGUCUUAAAGCUUUGCAAGAAAGCAACGAAAUGUAUGAACAAAUGGUGGUAGUUCAAAGACUAGAAGUGCAAAGAAUUAUUGAAAUGACUGAAGAAUCUUUGGUGCUUAUCAAGCAAAAUUUAGUUCCGUAGUGUGGUAAGAUUGGCUUGAGAGAGCUCAUCAUUUUUACACAAGUUUGCUCUGUCUGAUUUAAUUUGCUUAUCUAAAUAAUCAUACAUUUCUCAAUUCGUUUUAAAUUAACUUUAUGCAGGGCUACAUUUUAAUUAUCAUGCAAAAAAUGAUUCCUCUUCGAUGCACCUGGUUGCAUGAAAGGCCAGUAUAAGAUCCCUAAUGAACGUUUGAUUACCAAAUCAUUCGAUCUUCUUUGGAUAGAUACUUAAUAUAUAAUAGAUCUUUCGAAAGAUACGUAACACAGAAAGGAAAUAUAUAAUUUGGCAAACAACUUUCAACACACAAGACUGUUUGAUGUCUUCUAUGAUUCUCCCAAAUUCCAAGAUAUUUUUUGGCUGAAAGCAACAAGGAGAACAUCCAUUAGAUGUCCGCCAGCUACAUUUUUCCUAUCGUUUAUUGGUCUUUAAUUUUCCCUGUGAAUGUUUUAAAAAAUGAUUUGUUCUGUAUUUUAAUUGAGAACAAAUUUUUUAUACGAAAAACCUCAUUCAGUGCGAAAUUUGUUGCAAUUAUCGCCGAUAAGACGAUCUGAGCUGCUGAUAACGUAAAAAAUUACCUAAUAUUUAGCUCUUAGAAAUUUUCACCGCUAUAUCCUGAUUUCAUCACUUUUUGCGCCAAAUAAAUUUUAAUUAUAGAAUGAGGGAUCUAUUAUUCCUCCACCACCAUGCAUCUGAAUUAAAAUUUCAAAUAAUUCUUUUCAAUGUA